UGGAUGUCAGGUGUCUAGGCUGAGCCAGUGUCCUGAGAGAAGGGCCCACGGGGUGCUGUGCAAAGAGAAGAGGCGCAAGGGAGAGCACUGGAAAUUUGCUGUCACGAAAAGUAGCAAUGAAUUCCUCAUUUCACCUGUAUUUCUUGGAUCUCAACCUGAAUGCCACAGAGAGCAGUCUUUCGGGGCCAAAUGUCAAGAACAAGUCUUCACCAUGUGAAGAUAUGGGCAUCGCUGUGGAGGUGUUUCUGACUUUGGGUCUCAUCAGCCUUUUGGAGAACAUCCUGGUCAUAGGUGCCAUAGUAAAAAACAAGAACUUGCACUCUCCCAUGUAUUUCUUUGUGUGCAGUUUAGCAGUAGCGGACAUGCUGGUGAGCAUGUCCAAUGCCUGGGAGACCAUCACUAUGUACUUAAUAAAUAAUAAGCACCUGGUGAUAGCAGAUGCCUUUGUGCGUCACAUUGACAAUGUAUUUGACUCCAUGAUCUGCAUUUCUGUAGUGGCUUCCAUGUGCAGUUUGUUGGCCAUUGCAGUGGAUAGGUAUGUCACUAUAUUCUAUGCCUUGCGCUACCACCACAUCAUGACAGUGAAGCGUUCCGGGGUGAUCAUUGCAUGCAUCUGGACCUUUUGCACAGGAUGUGGCAUUGUUUUCAUCAUUUACUAUGAAUCCACUUAUGUCAUCAUUUGCCUCAUCUCCAUGUUCUUCACGAUGCUGUUUCUCAUGGUGUCUCUGUAUAUACACAUGUUCCUUCUGGUACGAACUCAUGUCAAGCGGAUAGCAGCUCUGCCUGGAUAUAGUUCUGUGUGGCAGAGGACCAGCAUGAAAGGUGCCAUCACUCUGACCAUGCUGUUGGGCAUUUUCAUUGUGUGCUGGGCUCCGUUCUUCCUUCAUCUCAUUUUGAUGAUCUCUUGCCCUCAGAAUCUUUACUGUUCCUGCUUUAUGUCUCACUUCAAUAUGUAUCUCAUACUCAUCAUGUGCAAUUCUGUGAUUGAUCCUCUGAUAUAUGCCUUCCGUAGCCAAGAGAUGAGGAAGACUUUUAAAGAGAUUAUUUGUUGCCAUGGUUUCAGAGUACCCUGUACGUUCCCUAGCAGGUAUUAA
Phyllostomus hastatus (greater spear-nosed bat) is the source of this 1094-nucleotide messenger RNA. RefSeq names its product melanocortin 5 receptor (gene MC5R). The transcript has 2 exons. Gene Ontology annotation, biological process: G protein-coupled receptor signaling pathway. The record is from RefSeq and is a predicted model, not a curated record. The coding region runs from base 117 to 1094 and encodes 325 amino acids. Gene Ontology annotation, cellular component: membrane. NCBI's taxonomy places the organism in Eukaryota, Metazoa, Chordata, Mammalia, Chiroptera, Phyllostomidae. Gene Ontology annotation, molecular function: melanocortin receptor activity.